CUUUCUCUCCUCUUUCUCUCUCUCUAUAUAUCUCUCCCGGCGCCGGAGGAGGAGGAGGAGGAAGAAGAAGAAGGCUCUUUCUCUCUCUAUCUCUACACAUCGCUUCUCUGUCGCCGUCGCCGACGCGUUCCCGUUGCAGCGGCGCUUCUCCGCGAGGUGAAGAACAAGGGAGAUUUCGACAAGAGAGCCGAUAAGCCAGGGUGUUAUUGCAAGAUUUUGGCAAUAUGUCUGGUUCUAUAACUGAGGAUUGCGGGGUGGUCGAGAGGUCUUCACUUAUGGAGGGGAUGUCGAGCGAGCAGCUAAACUCCGGGGAUACUCUAGCAGAGUGGCGGUCCUGCGAGCAGGUUGAAAACGGGACGCCGUCCACUUCGCCUCCUUAUUGGGACGAUGACGAUGAUUGUGGACCCAAGCCAGCUGAAUUAUUUGGAAGAUUUACAUGGAAGAUUGAGAGCUUCUCAGAAAUUAAAAAGAGAGAACUGCGAAGUAAUGCUUUUGAAGUUGGUGGUUACAAGUGGUAUAUUUUAAUCUACCCACAAGGAUGUGACGUCUGCAAUCACUUAUCAUUGUUCCUCUGUGUUGCUAAUCACGAUAAACUUCUGCCAGGAUGGAGUCACUUUGCGCAAUUUACAAUUGCUGUAGUUAACAAAGAUCCCAAGAAAUCUAAGUUCUCUGAUACGUUGCACCGGUUCUGGAAGAAAGAGCAUGAUUGGGGGUGGAAAAAAUUUAUGGAGUUAUCAAAAGUUCAUGAUGGCUUCGUUGUUGAUGAUUGCCUUAUUAUUAAAGCGCAAGUUCAAGUUAUCAGGGAGAAAGCAAACCGCCCAUUCCGUUGCCUUGACUGCCAGUACCGGAGGGAGCUGGUCCGUAUCUAUUUGUCUAACGUAGAGCAAAUUUGCCGACGUUUUAUUGAGGAGAGAAGAAGCAAGCUUACCAAGUUGAUCGAGGAUAAAGUGAGGUGGUCAAGUUUUCGUGUCUUUUGGCUAGGAAUUGAUGCGAGUUCCAGGAGACGUAUGUCAAGGGACAAGAGUGAAGCCAUACUGAAGUUGGUUGUCAAGCAUUUCUUUAUGGAAAAAGAAGUAACUUCUACCUUAGUUAUGGACUCUCUGUACAGCGGGCUGAAGGCUCUUGAGUUCCAGAGCAAGAACAAAAAAGGGUUACCAAAAUUAGUGGAACUGGAAGAGCUACCACAUCCGAUGGUACGGAUCGACAAAGACAUGUUUGUGUUGGCUGAUGAUGUGAUAAUGCUGCUUGAGAGAGCAGUAUCAGAGCCCUUGCCUCAUCAGCCUUUGCCUCCUAAAGAUGACAAGUCUUCGCAGAACCGAACCAAGGAUGGAAGUUCUGGCGAAGAAAUCAACAAAGAUUCCACUGAGCGUGAUGAAAGGCGCCUAAUGGAGCUGGGUCGGAGGACUCUGGAAAUUUUUGUCCUAGCUCAUAUAUUCAGCAGUAGAAUUGAGGUUGCGUACCAAGAAGCUGUUGCUCUAAAGAGGCAGGAGGAGCUCAUCCGUGAAGAGGAAGCUGCUGGACUAGCUGAUGAUCUCAAGGGAAAGCGUGCUGUUGCUGACAGGGAGAAGCGUGCAAAGAAAAAACAGGGUCAGGGCAAACAAAAGAGAAAUAGUCGAAAAAGCAAAGAGAAAGGAAGAGACUUGAAGGCUGACACUAUUAUUCAGGAAAAAUUCCAGGAGGAUGAAGAGCCAUCAGAUGAUAGAAGUAUUGAUGAUGUCCCAGCUAAGCAGUCCGAACCAGAUAUUCAGAAGGUCAAUAACCAAGAAGAUGCGUCGGAUGUGUCUGAUGGUGGAGAUAAUUGUACUGAGGUGACGCAGCUCGAUAUAGAAGGUAGAGGUAGCAGUCCUGUAAACUGGGACACUGAUGUAUCGGAAACUUACCCUAACAUGGAGGCUAGUAGUGGUGACGUACCAAAUGGGAAAACAGGAAAGAGAAGCCCUCCAAUCGAUGACAGCUCGUCGACUUGUUCUACUGAUUCAGUCCCAUCGGUUGUGAUGUCCGGCCCUUACAAAGGAAACACUUUGUCCAACAACAAGGUCCAGGCAUCACCUAACAGAGGGAAGAAUCAGCGGAACAAGGAGAUGAAUGACCGAACAGGUCGUUCUUAUGGUGGAAAUAAUCCACCACCUGAUGCUGCUAUCGAUUCUGGCCAUGUUUUUUCUGGCAAUUGUAGGGCUCCCAGACCUGAAUCUGAGGCGGUUGUUCUCUCACUAAAAGAUCAGAUGCAGUUGGUUGAGCACAAUCUGGUUGAGAAGGAGGAGGAAGCCAUAUAUCUGACAAAAAAGCUAAACAGCAAAGAUCAAUAUGACAUUGCGAGCCACUCAAAGAAGACGACAGGAGGAUCAUCCUCUUCUUCAGCCAGUCCUCUGAAGAAGCCAUUAAUCUCUUGGCAGCAGCCAAAGCAGUCAUCAGAAAGCACUACAGCUUCCUCAACCACCACUACCGCCGCCACCGCCAGCGGCCCCACUGCCGGCGCCACUGCCAGCGGCGCCACCGCCACCGCAGCUAUUUCUCCAGCAACCACUGUUACCACCGCCACUCCACCUGAACCAUCUUCUACAAAAGAGCUUCAAUCAACUCACACAGUCCAACCUGAUAAACUAGCUCCACCGUCAUUGAGAUUGCCGCUAACCUCUUCCAUCCCUAAAACUGAAACUCAGAAACCAACAACUUCCUCAAAGAAUACUACAACAAUCUCCUCAGCGACCGCUACAAAGUCAAGGCCUUUAAGUGCACCUUUGAUCCCGGCGCCUAGACCGUACAUACCAACCGUUUCCAUGGUCCAAGCAGCGCCGCAACUUUCACGCUCGAGGAGUGCCGCUGGCCGAUUGGGCAAUAAUGAUCCAUCCCCCUCUGCCCCCAGCUAUUUUCCUCAGUCGUACCGUAAUGCUAUUAUGGGUAACAUGGCCACCACGGGUACCACGAGCCCUGCUAUGAGCCAAGGUGUUGCGUAUUCUCACUCAUCGACCUCUGUUUCCUCUGCAUCAACAUCUGUCCUUCAGUCUCAGAUUUCUUCAAGAUCGGAUCAGUCCUCACUAAGACCGGGGUUUACUUUCGGGUCGGUUAGGCCGGACGCGCUAAACAACCAGAACUGUUGGAUAGAUAAUGAGAAGUUUGGCUUGAACAUACUGAGUGACAUGGAGGGUCUCAGCAUUUAUGGGGAGUCGCAACAUAAGCGACUUCCCCCGCAGAAUUUUCCUAAUUACACUGACGAAUUCCCCCACCUUGAUAUCAUCAAUGACUUGCUUGAUGAGGAGCAGAGUAAUGGUAGGCUUCACCACGAUUAUAAUCACCAACAGAGCUUCAGUCGGCAGUACUCUCUGCCUGCAAGCUCCUCUGGUCAGUUUGACCAAGCUGAGCAAUGCUAUGAGAGCAUUUCGCGGGCCUUUGAUUCUUGCACUGGCGGUCUUGUUCACGGGUUGAGAGAGGGGCAUUUCUCACCGUUAGAUCUUUCAAUGUACCCAGAUGGUCAGAUUGACGGGGUUAUGCAAAACCAGUGGCUGUACGGCCCUGGUGCCGACCUGUCGAUGCUUAAUUUAGGCGCGGGUGAUGCAAACGGUUACCCAUACCAACAACUAGGGGAGUAUUCGAAUUUGACAACCGGGGUGGAGGGGUACUCUAUAUAUCGUCCCGCAGGUGGGCCUUGAGGAGGUCUAUGAAAGGAACAGUGCAAUCAUCAUCGAGAUCUUAAUAAUGUCUGUAAUUGAUCUUUAUUGUUGUUGUUGAGUUUUGAUAUGAAAAUGUGAUCCUUACCUUCGAUGGAGGAGAAAAGAUUAAAAAAAAAAAAGAGAAAACAUCUUGUAAAGAAUGAUUCCGCAAUUCCGUACUUAAAAUCUAGUGCAGCGGGCUUUGUUGAGUGUUCUCUCGUAAGUUGUACUUCUAUUUAUUGGAGAAGAGGGCUCAUUCUAAACUUUCGUUUC
This is a messenger RNA of Ananas comosus (pineapple), 3920 nucleotides long. RefSeq names its product MATH domain-containing protein At5g43560-like. The coding region runs from base 225 to 3647 and encodes 1140 amino acids. The record is from RefSeq and is a predicted model, not a curated record. The transcript is spliced from 13 exons. Gene Ontology annotation, molecular function: protein binding. NCBI's taxonomy places the organism in Eukaryota, Viridiplantae, Streptophyta, Magnoliopsida, Poales, Bromeliaceae.